AUGAUAAAUUUAAAAAGUAAAAUGUGUAAAUUGUUAUUAAUGGGACAUAGAAAAGUUCCUUUCUUUCAUUUUGUAAAAAACGAUUUUCUUAAGAAUGAUAUAAAAUGUUUUUGUAAUAAUAGUAAGAAUAAAAAAUAUGAAAAAAUAAAAAAGGAGAAGAAGCAUAUAGAUGAUACUACCAGCCUUUUUCUGGAGACAGAAAUUUUUUUUGAACACAAAGAUAUUUUUUACAGAGGAAUAAAUAUUGUUGACUUAUGCUCAUACGGAAAUUUUGAAGAGACUAUUUAUUUAUUUCUUUAUAAAAAGCUCCCAAAUAUAAAAGAAUUAAAAGAAAAAAGAAAUAUUUUUAUAAAUGCUUUGAACUUAUUAGACGAAAAAAGAAUAUUUGAAAUGUAUAAUAAUGUUUCACAUUGUAAUAUAUUAGAAUUAUUAAGAAAUUAUUUUAUUCAUUCUUCACAGGAUAAAAAAAAAAUUUCUGACAUAAAUACUUGUUAUUAUGAAAUCUUGGCUAGCUAUUUAAAAUUAAUAAAUCCAAAAUAUUCUUUAGAAAAUUAUAAAAAUGUUUUUCUUGAUCAUAAAAUAUAUACAAAUGAUUUUGUUUCCUCUUGUCUUUUAUUCAAUUUUUAUAUAAAAUCAAAUUGUUUGAAAGAAAAAAUAAAAAAAGAAAAAAAUGAUAAAAUUGUUAUGAAUAAUAUUUAUAAUUAUGAUCAUAUAAAUAAUCAUAUAGAAAGUAAAGAUGUUAUUUGUAAGGUUCCUCAAGUUAAUUAUGAUAUGUAUAGUAUAAAACUCAUAAGUAAUGUUUUAAUUAUAUUAUGUGAUAAUAAUAUUAAUGAAUCUACGUUUUUAAUAAGAAUGAUAAGUAACAUGUGUACAAAUUAUUUUAAUAUAUGUAUAUCUAUGGUAACCUUCUAUAUAGAUAUAUUUAAAGAAAUAAAUUUACAUACAUCGUUACAAUAUUUUUUAAACUUUAAAAUGUUUCAAAAUAAAAAAGAAAACAAAGAUAUAAUAAAUGAUAAUAUUGAAGAAAAUCAAUUAAAUUUCUUUUUUCUUAAAAAUAAUAAUUUUAAUAAAAAAAAUAAUAUUCUCAAAAAAAUUAUUACAGAUUAUUGUAAAGUAACAUCUCAACAUAAUAUAAAUAUUUUAAAUCAUUUUAUACAAGUUGAAAAUUAUUUUUUAAAACAUAAAAAUAAAUACCCCUCAUUAUAUUAUUAUACCUUAUUACUAUUCCAUAUAUUAAAUAUACCAUUAUAUUAUUAUCCAUCCUUUUAUUUCAUAUCACGAUUACUUAGUUUUACGGCACAUAUAAAUGAACAAAAGGAAAAUAAUAAAAUUAUAAAAUAUGCAGGUGUAUAUAUGGGGAUCCCAGCAAGGCAAUAUGUACAUAUUGAAAAAAGGUAG
This is a messenger RNA of Plasmodium falciparum 3D7, 1398 nucleotides long. RefSeq names its product citrate/2-methylcitrate synthase. Gene Ontology annotation, molecular function: citrate synthase activity; acyltransferase activity, acyl groups converted into alkyl on transfer. The record is from RefSeq and is a predicted model, not a curated record. Lineage: Eukaryota; Apicomplexa; Aconoidasida; Haemosporida; Plasmodiidae.